UUCCUUCAUCUUCAUAGAAACAAAUAGAGAAGAAAUAGAGACAAUUCCCCAAUUUCCAUUUCGCUAACCGACGCAACUCUCGUUUCCAUAGUUCAAACGUCGUCGUCGUCGUUUUCUUGAUGCUUCUUCUUCUUCUUCUUCUUCUUCUUCUUCUUCUUCUUCUUUUAAACCCAGUUUUCUUUUUUCAUUCUUAACAAGACUAUACUCUCACUCUAGCUUUGUUCCCAAUUAUGUUGAUGUUGAUAACGCUAUUUCUUCAUUCAACAGUUUUUCCAUCGAAUUUGAAUCUCCAUUCUGAUUAACACUACCUAGCCAGAAGCAAUGUUGAAGAAAGCUUUCGAAACCCCUCGCUUCUUCGGGUUCCGCCGCAACCACAACAAUUCUCUCACAACCUCUUCCGUUAGUUCCGACCAACGAGGUAUUCGUUUCUGCAUCUGGGUAGCUCUCAAAUUUGAGAAUCUUAGCUACGAACCUUAUUGCUUGGUUAACCGUAUCAUUUUCCAUAAAAAUUGGUAUUCCAUUUACUGGGAAGCUCUUGAGCUUCUCAAGAAAAAUGGUGUUUUAGUAACUUCAGAUUCCGUUAGAGCUUUGGUUAGAUCUUAUUCUCAUAUGGGUUAUACCGAAAAAGCUAUAGAAUCAUUCAGUAGAAUGCGUGAAUUUGGUAUUGAACCUGAUGCUCAUAUGUAUAACACAAUUUUGAGAGAUGUGUUGAAUGAAAAGUUACUUGAGCUUGCUCUUGCAUUGUAUACUACCAUGCUUAAAUCCAAUGUUGAGCCUAAUUUUUAUACUUAUAAUAUGUUGAUUGAUGGCUUUUGUAAAAGGGGUGAAGUUAAGGGCGCACAGGAGAUGCUCGAUGAAAUGAAGAGAGUUGGUAUUGUUCCUUGUGUCCUAUCGACGACUUCGAUUCUUUAUGGGUGUUGUCAGGCGAACAAUGUGGAUGAGGCGCAUAAGUUGUUUAAUGAUAUGAAAGAAACAAGCUACCCGCCAGAUAUGAUUUCUUGUAACGUUGUUCUUAAUGGGUUUUGCAAGAUGGGGAGGCUAGAGGAAGCACUUUCUUUUGUAUGGAUGAUAAAGAACGAUGGUUUCUCCCUUAAUCGAAAUAGCUAUGCUUCUCUUAUUAAUGCAUUUUUUAAGGCAAGGAGAUAUAGGGAAGCACAUGCGUGUUAUACAAAGAUGUUUAAGGAGGGGAUUGUGCCUGAUGUUGUUUUGUACGCUAUUAUGAUACGUGGUUUGUCGAAGGAGGGCAGGGUUGGUGAAGCUGCUAAGAUGUUAGAGGAGAUGACUCAGAUAGGUUUAACUCCUGAUUCUUAUUGCUACAAUGCUGUAAUUCAAGGUUUAUGUGAUGUAGAUCUUUUGAAUCGAGCACAGUCUCUUAGUCUUGAAAUUUCCGAGCACAAUGUUUGCACGCACACAAUUCUCAUAUGUGAAAUGUGUAAGCGAGGAAUGGUUGCUGAGGCACAAGAAUUAUUUAAUCAAAUGGAGAAGCUUGGAUGUGAACCUUCGGUUGUGACCUUCAAUACGCUUAUAAAUGGACUGUGCAAAGCUAAAAAUCUUGAGAAAGCAAAAAAUUUAUUUUGCAAGUUGGAGGUUGGGAGAAGACAUUCGUUACACCUCAGUCUUUCUCAGGGUUCUGGUCAGGUUUCUGAUAGUGCCAGGCUCCUGAAAAAGGCAAAGGAAAUGUGUGAGGCGGGACAAAUUUUGAGGGCUUACAAGUUAAUCACUGAUCUUGCUGGCGAGGUUAAGCCUGACAUCAUUACAUACAACAUUCUACUCAAUGCCCUUUGCAUGGAUCGUGAAGUUAACGCUGCUUAUAAUUUUUUUGAGUUCCUGCAAAAGAAGGGUUAUCCCUCACCCGAUAAUGUUACGUAUGGGACAAUUAUCAAAGGGCUGUUCAUGGUUGAUAGAGAAGAUGAGGCAUUUAAGGUUUUUCAACGUAUGCAGAAGACUGGCUCUGAACCUACCCUUUCAGUUUAUAGAACACUUAUGACUUGUUUGUGUAGAAAGAGCAAGGUCUCACGUGCAUUCACUCUUUAUUUGGAACAUUUGAAGAGCCUUCCUAGUCGGGACAACGACUCAAUCAGUACUCUAGAAAAAUAUUUAUUCGGAGAAAAAUUGGAACAAGUGAUUCGAGGUUUACUUGAACUGGACUUCAAGGCCAGAGAUUUUAAAUUAGCUCCAUAUACAAUUCUACUUAUUGGGUUCUGUCAAGCAGGAAAAGUAUCCGAAGCAUUAAUUAUAUUAUCUGUUCUUGAUGAGUUCAAUAUCAAAAUCAACGCUACAAGUUGUGUACAUUUGAUCAGAGGCCUUUGUAAGGAACAGAGGCUACAUGAUGCAGUAAAAAUAUUUCUUUACAGUCUUGAGAAGGGUUUCAUGUUGAAGCCAAUGAUUUGUAAUCACCUCCUCACGUGUCUUCUUUAUUCCCGAGAUUAUAAGGAGUGUGCUGUUGAUCUUAUUGAUAGGAUGGAAUCUUUUGGAUACCGUUUAAAUUCAGAAGAAUUUGCAACGACAUUGACACUUUUACACCACUACCAAAAAGGAAGGAAAAGAAAAAUAACCAUCAGAAAAGAUUAAAUUACACUGAUUGAUUUAGAUGAAUGAGUUUCUUUAUGUGGCUCUUCAGUGAAUAUCCCCAGUUACGAAAAUGGUCGUGAAUCAAGAGACCACUACACUUUUUGAUGAACCAAAGAGCUGAUGUCGUCAAGCCAAUUUUUUUGCUCUAUUGUCCCUCAUUACAUCCUGUAGACCUUUGAUUUGAGGUGUUUUAGGGGUGUUUCGGUUUGUUGUAUGCUUCAGUAUAUUUCUUUGUAUACACCUCAGAGACUCGAGCAAAUAUCGGCAAAGAAGAUUUGAAGACUACUAUUUCCCAUGCACACAUUAAUUGUGGAGAUAUCUCAUAUAUAAUAUACUUGUAGGUUAGCGUUCAUGCUGAAUUACACAUGACAAUGGAUGAUGAAAUAGGCCGCCAAAAUUUAAGAAUUUCCUUGACGGAUGUAUCGUGGAUGUUUGCCCAUUAGAGUUCGGUUGCAAGACAAAAGGUGCAGUUUCCAGUAUCUUGUGUUACUCGUGAUGAUGAUGUGGAGGAUCUAGGUCAUGUUUUGUUUCAUUGCCCUUUUGUAGUUCAAAAGCAAGGCAUUUACCUGGCUUAUGGGAUGACAUCACUAUUGCUCUCCAAAACACCGAUUCCGGGGAGGAAGCCAUUUUUAUCUGGAUUCAUAAUUUGCAGGUCGACAUGUAACAGAGUUUGACUACGUUAUUACAACAUGUCAGAAUCUUUUUUUCCUCACAUUUUACAAACUCUAGGGUGGAGUUUAAUAGGCGACAAGCAAAUGUGGUUACUCGUGUCCUUGCAGGCAAGCUAGCCCCAUAAUUCAUUC
This is a messenger RNA of Medicago truncatula (barrel medic), 3374 nucleotides long. RefSeq names its product pentatricopeptide repeat-containing protein At1g79540. NCBI's taxonomy places the organism in Eukaryota, Viridiplantae, Streptophyta, Magnoliopsida, Fabales, Fabaceae. Gene Ontology annotation, molecular function: protein binding. The record is from RefSeq and is a predicted model, not a curated record. The transcript has 3 exons. Bases 322 to 2571 code for a protein of 749 amino acids.